GUAUAUAUUAACGAUAUUGUUAUUGUUUCCGAUUUAGUCGACGAUUAUUUUAAGUAUUUUAAUACGAUUUUCGUUCUAUUCGUAUCGAAGAAUAUUAUCCUUUUAUUUAAAAAAUUAUAUUUCGAUUAUUUAAGCGUCGAAUUGUUCGGUUUUUACGUUAACGGUUUUGGUGUAUUAACAAUUAAGGAACGAAUCGAAGCUUUUAAGAACUAUAUUUUUCCGGAUAAUUUAAAAGUUUUUAAGUAA
This is a messenger RNA of Neurospora tetraspora, 246 nucleotides long. RefSeq lists its product as uncharacterized. The transcript has a single exon. The record is from RefSeq and is a predicted model, not a curated record. NCBI's taxonomy places the organism in Eukaryota, Fungi, Ascomycota, Sordariomycetes, Sordariales, Sordariaceae. The annotation marks the transcript as partial.